GUUGCUCUGCUAACAGCCGCCCGUCUCCUUGUUCGGCGUCCUUCCCCCCCGCCCCCCGCUUUCCCCUUCGGCUGUGAUGCCGGGCUUGGUCGGGAGGGGUGUUCGGCGCAGUCCGGAAGCGCUCGGGAAAGUUCGGAAGCGGGUUUAAACGGCGGCGAGCGGAGCGCUCUGCUGAGGCGAAGCGCGGGCGGGCAGGGGAUAAAGAGGCGCGGCGAGGAGCGGGCAUCGGUCCCGGGAGGCUCGCGGCGCUACUUCUCCGGUUGGGAAGCCAGGGCGAGGGCGGCUCCGCGAUGCUCACCGACAGUUUGGUGGAGGAGUUCGAGAUCCGCGAGGAUGAGCCGUGGUACGACCAGCAGGACCUGCAGCAAGGUGAGGGCGGCGGCGGCGGAGGAGCGGCUCGGCCGAGGGUCCAGAGGGGCUGCGGGUGGGUCAGGAGGCUGGGAAAGAGGCGGCGAGGAGAAGCCGCCGGAGAGGGAAGAAGGUGGGACUGGGACAAUGGAGGGGGGGAAGACAAUGGCUGAGGGGAGCCGAGGUGGAAACUGCGGGAAAGAGAGGAGAGAGCCUAUGAAACGGUCGAGGAGACCGUUUUUCUUUAAUUUUUCGAAUAAGUGAAGAGCCUUGUGGCGCCUCACUGAGGACUAGCGGGUUUCAGAAGCGCGGAGAUCCAUCCUCACGUGUCGCAGGUAUAUGCGCGUGGGGCACGCCCGUGUGGAGAAGACGCCGGGCGCCCAGGCGAAAGAAGAGCGAAGGCUGGCGUUAAAGGCUGGCGGUGGGAUGUAAAAAGCACAGCCUGUGUCCGCCCGUUUCUUUCUUUAUACAGUACUGUGUCCCGCUUUUCCUUCAAAGAGCGGAAGGGGAUACCAUGUUUUUUUAAUGAUUGGAUUCUACGUUUCUAUUUUAGCGGUAAGGCGCUUUGGUGGGAUAAGAAUAAAUAUGAAAUGGUGGUAAUAUACAUAAGUUUUCCUCCUCCCCAUUUCAUUCUCACAACCAGUGCUAUUUUUCAAAAAAACUGUUGGGGGUACUCUCAUUUUCCUUCUCCUAUUGAAAGAAUGCCCUCAAUGAGGCCAAACUUAGAAAAAAGUCGCCCAGAAAAAAGCACCGCUCACAACAAUCCUGUGAAGGAGGUUAGGUUGAGAGGGAGUGACUGGCUCAAGGUCUCCCAGGAAGCUUCAUGGCUGAGUGGGGAUUACAAAUCCCUUUCUACUGGUUCUGGUCCAGCAGUCUAACCCAGCUUUUCUCAACCAUGGUUCACCAGAUGUUCUUCACCCAUCACCCCUGACCACUGGCCAUGCUGGCUGGAAAUGAUGGGAACUGUUGUCCAGCAACCUCUAGAGACCCAAGUUGGAGAAAGCUUGGACUUUAACCACUACACCAAGCUGCCUCUCAGUAGCAAAGGGCAAUUAAUGGAUAUUGGCAGCAAUAGGUCCCUGCUUGUCUUUCCUUUAUUUCACACAGUCAUAGUUUAUCUCUUCUUGUUUUCUUUUCUUUUGGUCUCAAAUAAGUAUUUCUAUCAUGCCUUUCAUGCUCACCUGCUCAUGGCUUUUUCUCCCGCCCAACUAGCUCAUCUAUAGGGUGUAUCCCUCAUCAUUCAUCUCAAGCUUUUCACCUGCACCUUUUCGUGAUUUAGGGAAUAAGCCCCACUGAAUUCAUUAGGACUUCUGAGUACACAUGGUUAGGAUCACAGGCUUAGUUCUUUGUCACCCCAUCCCUCACCCAUCAGCUUAAUGGGUUUAGUUCCCCCGCCCGUCAUAUCUUUUGUCAUCAUCAAAGCACAUUUUAUAUUCAGCUUUAAUUAUUUAUCUCCACCAUAAGUGAGUAUCCCUAGUCAUUUAGACCCCAAAAUGUGAUUUGUGGCAUAAUAAAAGCACACCAAAGGGGCUAGAGAAGGAGAGGGGGGGAAGAAGUAAUGAGAACUUAAAGGGAGAAAGUAACAAAAACAGGGAUGUAGGGGUAGAGGCUUGGGAGGUAGUAAGAGUGGCUUGAGGGUGACUGAAGUCCAAUUGGAAGAACACUUAGGAAGAGAGAAGUUACUUGACGGUGGUCUGGGGAAGAGUAAUGGGGAUUUGGGGACACCAGUUACAACUAUUUGUGGGGGGAGGAACUGGAAUUGUGACAAGACAACUUGUGGAAUACGCAUUGAGGAUGCAUGAUGAGGGGAGAGGACCAUGGAAAGUCAGGAAGGCAUGGUUCUCAAAAUGCGUGCCCAGCAUUGGAAACCACUUUAAUGGAUUUUGUAGGCAAUUGUAUUUUACUUGUACAGUUGUUGGUUUUAUUUUGUUUGGUCUGUGGUUGCAUAAAAAAGUAUCUGUAUCUUAUGUGUGCUCAGGGGCAUUUAAAUCUGUUUAGAUUCUUCUAAAGAUAUAGGUACAGGCCAAUUCCUUACAAGUUUUAUUAGGAAAUUGAAUCCUUCAGACUCCAGUGGGACUUUCUCAAGAGUGAAGGUGCCUAAAAGGCUCAUAAGCCCUUUGAACAUGGUGAAAUUUAACUUCCAAAUAAACAUGUACAGUAUGUAAUUAGAUUUCUGGAAAGCUCUUUACAGACUAGUGAAAUUAAACAUGCAGUUUUCCCACCAUUUAAUGCACAUUUGCGAUAAGCACUGGUUCUAGUCUGAAUUCAUGAUCAAAUUGGGGUAUGAGUUAUUCUAGGUUAACGAAUAUAAAUUAAACUGGAGAAAUUCAGUUGGUGGAAGACCUUCAAGAUUUUACUCUAGCACUACUUACUUCAGUGAGACUAAGUAAGCCAUAGAAAGAUUCAGACCCUGUUCUUGCAUCCUAAAUAUUAAAAACUACAGGUGCCCAUGUAUUCGUAUUUAGAAUAAAUAGCUUUUCAAGGAAUAAAGCAGGUUGUGCUAUAAGAUGUGCCAUAAAGCUGGCAACGACAUGAUUUUGCUGCUGAGUAGGGUAUGCAUAGAAGAAAAAUGAGUUUGGUAUGCAGUCUGGAGGAGGCUUGUGGGGUACAGAGGUAGAAAGAGUGCCUUUCUUAUGGUAAAAGCAGCCAAUAUUUUACAGUACAGCUCUGCUUGGCUUUUUCAGGGACCAAGAAUUAAGACUCUGACUUGUAUCUAGGAAGCUGAGGGUGUCACAUAAUUCACCUUUGGAUGCUAGAAGUGUAACUGUUGAAAUUCUCCAAUUUUUAUUUUUUGUUCUGUGUUAUAUUGGUUUGUGCAGAAGCUGAUGUGAUAUAUGUAUUCUUGCUCCCGUAACAGCAUUUCUUGUAGUUUCAGUAACUUCAACAGACAUUACUUCUACAUAAGCCAAUAAACUGCAGUGUGUUUAAAAAUAGAGCUCUUUCUUCAGAUAGUAUCUAGGACUUGUAUUACCCAGUUUAAAAACCUCGAAAUAGCCAGGAAAUGGGGACAGUCAAAGGCACGUCUGAGAUGUGUUUAUAUAUUCAAAGCUCUUGCUCACUGCAUUGUUAUACAACUGUUUGAAUAUGUAGCUCCUUUAAUAAGUCAGCUUUGUUAUUCUUGCAUUGACAGUCCAACUUUAUUGCAUUAUUGCAGUCAAUUAACCAUUCUUCUGCCAACAUUCAAUUUUAAAUUGACAUUUUCAAGCUGUGGAAAAGGGAAGGUGUGAUUUAGAAAACACACACCCACACCCAAAGUGUUAAGUUUCUGAGACACUUAAAUGAUUUUCCAUUGUUUGAAAUUUCCAGUUCAAAGUAUUACUAAUUUUUAAAAAAGUUAAAAUAAAUGCUUUUGUCUCUUCAGUGGAAGAUUUCAAUAAACACAUAUAACUUUGCCUUAAGCUUUGUAAUUUUUGUCUUGCACCAUGUGGACAAAUGAUUUAUAAUGUCUCAUUAUCUAAGCAGUUGUCUUGAACAGCUUCAGUCUCCCCUCUAUUAUACUGCUAAUGCAUUUCAAUAUUUGGAAUGUGGCAUUUAUGAUUCAUUUUGCAGCCUCAGGCAGCAUACUGUGCCUUGCUGCUUCAAUACUGUUUAAUCUAGUUGGAAUGACAAAUUGCAAAACUGGUAAUUCUCCAGGCACUAAAGAUGUUGGUGGAGAAAUAUAAACUUGCAAAGAGGCUUUAAUUUCCAGAAGCAUUCCUUGUUUAGUCUCAGUGAUGGCUUCCUUACUAUGAUUGCAGAAGAUGUAGAUGCCUGAACUUACGGUAGUUUUGCAGGUGGAGCGUGUGGAGAAUUCAAGUGAACAGUGGUGACAAGAGACGAAGUUCUUUGAUGUCAUGGAUAAAUUAAAAAUUAACAAGUCUGUCUGUCUGGCAUCUAGAGUUAAAGAACUCCAAUAUGAAAUUGCUGACUGUAUAGCAAAAAUAUGUAACGUGUCCCUAAGGUUGACCUCUGUACUAGAGGACUGGAAAGCAGCCAAUAGAACACUGAUUUUUAAAAAGAAAUCAAGGGAACUGCAGGCCAGCUGGUAUAACAUCUGUUGUGAUGGAAUCGUUAUUAAAGAUAUCAUUUUAUCAAGCAUUCAGAACGGGAGUGAGAAACCUUUUUCAUCCAGAGUACCACAUUCCCCCAUGGGGGACCUUCGGGAGGGGGCUGCUUGCCACUGUUGGGACAGAGGGGAAAGUGAGUGAAGCAGUAGGUUACUCUUAACUUCACAUUCCAGCUAUACACAAAUCAAGGGCAUAUUCCACCCAGGCAAAAAAAGCAUUUGAGGAAGGUGAGGGGGCAAGGCCUAGGGAGAAUCUUGAGAGUCAUGUAGAAAGGUAUAUGAAUUUCAUGAAAUAAACGAACCUGGAGGGUCACAGAUUCCCAGUGGUUGCUCCAGAUCUAAACUUUUAACAGUUACAUCCCCAGUGUGCAUUUUUAAAAUUACAUUUCUGUUCCUUCUCUCUUCCAAAGCACUCAAGGUAGCAUACAUGGUUGUUUCCCCCCGCCCUCUCCAUUUUAUCCUCACAACAGUUCUGUGAGGUAGGAUAGACUGAAAGAGAGUGACUGGCUCAAGGUCACCUGGUGAGCUUCAUGGCUGAAUGGGGUUUUGAACUCUGGACUCCCAUAUUCUAGUCCAGCACUCUAACCACUUCACGACACUGGCUCUGCAUGGGUGUGACAGUGAUUGCGCACUUGCUUACACUAUGCAUGUGUGUGGCAGUGUUGUCAUAGAUCUAGCAGUACGAUGGAUGUAGAAAAUGAGAGUUGAAAUGGGAUUGUUGUCCUGUUGCUGUUUAAUUUUUGAAUGCAGCUUUGUAGGGAAACUAAUACCACGUUCAGGAAAUUGUUAGUGAUGGAGUAACUGAACUUUGGACUGUUAAGCAUAGGCAAAUGCAUUUUAUGGUUGAGUAAUGGAUUAGGAAGGUUGUGUCUCAAGUAUUAAUCAAGUUUCCUUGUAUUGCCACUCUUCUGGGUGGCAUUUAAACAGAGGUUCUGCAUUUUUCUUCAUUUUCUCCUCCAAACCUGAUAACAGCUGUCUUCAUGGCAGUUCCAGAAAUUGUUAGAGGAUUGUGUUGAAUUCUAGCUUGGAUAUAUUUUAGUUUAACUUUGACGUAGAGCAAAAAAUGGUCACUUGUUACUUAAAAAGCUAACUUGGCAUAGGAGAAGGCAACUUGUUAAGUCUGUGAGUUCUUCCUGAUAUAUUUUAAGAUGCUGAUCUAUGUAGCUGUGAAGGAAAAGCAUUAAAUAAAAUUGUGUAUUCUAAGCACUUGGUAACCAGAAUAACUUGUUCAGACAGUUGCAAAUUAUCUGCUUUUAAGUGUUGCAAAUACUGCUAGGAGAAGCCAGUGUGGUUAAGAGCGGUAGUCUCAUAAUCUGGGGAACCAGGUUUGUGUCUCCACUCCUCCACAUGCAGCUGCUGGGUGACCUUGGGCUAGUCACACUUCUCUGAAGUCUCAGCCCCGCUCACCUCACAGAGUGUCUGUUGUGGGGGAGGAAGGGAAAGGAGAAUGUUAGCUGCUUUGAGACUCCUUCGGAUAGUGAUAAAGCGGGAUAUCAAAUCCAAACUCCUCUUCUUCUUCUUCAAAUGUGCAUAUUAGUUAUUAAAUGUUUUUAAAAACUGGAAACAAAAAAGGAUAAAAAUGUGUAUGAAAUAGUACAAACUGUGGGCUUAGGUGAUGCUGUUCAAGGGAGCACCGCUUCAAAAAUGAAUUGGAGAAAUGUCAUGUUGACAAAUAGCAUGAUAUCUAAGCAAAACUCAUCUUUAAGGGUUAUACAAGAUUCUUGACACAUCACAGACAGGCAGCAUGAAUAUAUGUAAGCUCUCACAGUUGGAAAAGGGGUGCUGAUGGCAGGGAGUGCUCUUGAGCUUGAUAAAUGGCUAAAAUGACAGAUUUUGAUUUUACUGACAUCUCAUGAUAGUAUUUAGGGUGUGCAGGUUUUAAGAAUCUGUUGAAUUUCAGCAUGUUGGAACUUGUAAGCCUUUAGUAUCAACAGAAGUUGACCUGUUUUUAAAUAACAUGCAUUCUCUGAUACCUGUACCUCAUCACUACAGCUCUAUACCUGAACUUGAAAACUUAGUGGUCAGGUGGCACCUUAGUGCACUAGAACACAGGUAGGAAAUUGGGUAGAGUACUUGAAGCAUCUGCUUUUCAAACUGUAUGACUUGAAAUAGGCAAGUCCUAGGAGGGCAUCACUAAUUUCUCCUUUGGAGGUUUUUAAGCAGAGGCUUGACAACCAUAUGUCAGGAGUGCUCUGAUGGUGUUUCCUGCUUGGCAGGGGGUUGGACUCGAUGGCCCUUGUGGUCUCUUCCAACUCUAUGAUUCUAUGAUUCUAAGAGAUGGACAGAACUCUAGCAUCCAUAAAGUACACACACACACACACAAACACGGAAAAAUGUGAGCUGUGAUUAGUUGUUCUUAGGAAUUGUAGGAUUGUUGUUGUUUUUUAAAAAGUGCCGUAACCAUUGUUACCAAAGUUUGUCCUUGAAAAACACAGUAGCCAUUGCACCAGUUUAAAUACACACAACUCAUUUUAGAUCUCCAUCUUGCUGCUGAGCUUGGGAAGACGCUCCUGGAUCGGAACACAGAGUUGGAGACAUCCCUGCAGCAGAUGUAUUCCACCAAUCAAGAGCAACUGCAGGAGAUAGAGGUAACAGCUUCACAUUGGGUGCAAGUGAGCAAUAAUGUACAGCCCAAAGGCUAUAUGCCCAUUAUUCUGGCCUAGAGCAGUGACUGUACUUCCAACCAGAAAGUGCUCUAUUUGAAUCUUCAGCCAUGAACUCACAGAUGCCCCAGGCAAGCUUUCACAUGGCCCCAUUGCCUACCUGCAAUAUUAGGUUACUCCUUAUGGGGUCAUGGUUAGAAUUACUGCAAGAUAAUGGAAGUGAAGUGUUUGAACACAUGAAAGCCAAAUAUUUAAUAUUGCUAAUCUUAGGCUCGAUGUGUACAAGGCACUGAGGAUUUUCCUGUUCCUUCCUUUUUUCUAUCUCUAGGGGAGAUAUAACAUGUUGGUGUAUGAAUGCAUUUUUAAAAACAGAUAAAUAUAAAGGACACCAGCUAUUGAAGUUAGCUGUAGUGUUCAGUGCCUAUCAAUUUGGUUUCUAUGUUUAAUUUUUUUAUGUUUAACUUCUACAUGGGAAUUGUAGAACUAAUGGGUAGAAUGCUCUUUUAAAAUGUGGGUUUUUUUGGGGGGGUAUUGGGUGGUUGUUUUUAUUUUGAUUAUGUAUUUUGUGGUUUUAUGUUUUGAUUUUAUUAUGUGAACUGCCCUGAGACCUCCAGUUAUAGGGCGGUAUAUAAAUUCAAUUAAUAAUAAUAAUAGUUAAAAAAUUAAAAAUUAAAAAUAGAAUAUGAAUGUACCAAAUAAACACAACAGUUUGCCUGUUCCCCCAGUAAAAGGCUUUGCAAUUGAGGGCGGUGUUUUCUGUUCAAUUACAUGGAUUCAGCUUUUUGUAUCUACCAACCAAGGGUGCAAAUCUGCUUCUGCUGAAGGAGUAUGUGGCUCCUCUAGAGUAUGGAAGUUUGCAGAAUGAGAAGAGUACAGAAUAAAGUUCCAAUCUGGUGCCUUCUGGAUGUUGCUGGACCACAACUAUCGUCUCUGACCACUGGUCAGAGCUGAUGGGAAUGUAAGUCCAAAACAUGUGGAAGGCAAAAGGUUGAGGAAAGCUGGUGUGGAGCAUCUAUGUGUACUUCAUUUGAAGUUGUACAUAAAACAUGUUUUAAAUGGUUUUGGUGGCAACCUUGCCAGUUUACCUGGGAAUAACUCUUAAUGAUUUCAGUGGGGCUUUCUUCUAAGCAAAAAUAUACAAGAUGGCAUUGCUAGUUGCACUCUCAACUACAAGUUGGCUCUGAUCAAUUUGAAAGCUUCCUCUCCAUGUUUCUGAUAACAUGACAUUGUAGAUGCCAUUUUAGCUGGCAGAGCUUUAUUAUAACAAGAUCUUCAGCUUGCUUUCAGAAUAGCAGACAGAAUUAAUCUGGUUCAUGUUUACACUGAGAUUCAGGCUAAUGCUAACCUUGGCUAAACUGUGUUGCUCGCAGGCUGACUAUAAAUUGCAACAGGUAAUAUGUCUAAUUGAUUCUAAUAGGGUAAAGGUUGCGGGUGGUACUAGAUUAACUUGUAAUCCUGCUUUAGACUUCUCAAAAUGUAAGCCUAUCAAUCAUUUUAAUGAGGGAAAUAAAAAGAUUCCAGUACAGAAGAUUUGAUUAUAUAAUCAAUAGGCUACUAGGCUACUUAGAGUAGUGGCUUUAAACUUCAGGUUCUCCGAAAGAUUCAUGUAUUAGCAAUGUGUACAAAAUUCCAGCAUUCAGUUAUCAUAAUUCUUCCUGUGCAACUUCUUUGGCAUAUUGAUUCACUUGAAAUAUGCUAAAUGGAACUGUUCUCACCAGUGAUCUCAAGUCAUUUUACUGCAUUUCUGUUUCUCAUAGUUGGGAGCAUGCGACUGAAUAGCGUUUGAGGCGGAAAUCCAGAGUUUGCCUCUCUUGCAAAGCAGCUUAAAGUUAAUGGUUUAGUAUUCUUAUGCCGGACACCUCUUAGCCUAGGCUUUCUGAAAGUAGUUUUCACAGCUUUAAAAAUAAACCACCUGUUAUAUUUCUUGAAUAAAGAGGCUUGCACUAAACAUUUAAUAUAGAUUUAAAACAGGAGCCCCUUGAUGGGGAUUGCAAGAGUAACUCAAUUUAUAAAGGGGAAAGUAGGAACUCACUAUCAGCUGACAAGAUAUGCUGUGCAGUGUUGCCCUAUUUACCCAUUGUGUCUUUUCAGCUUCUUGAAAGGGUCUGUAGUUUUAGAAAUAAACCCUUAAGUCAAAAUCUAAAGCUCUCCUUCAAGUGUGCCUAAGGGUUAAGCAUGCCCAGUGGAGUGUUUCACUUUGAACAAGAGAUUAGUCAGUCUCAAACUUUAUGCUCCCAUCACUUUCCAAAGUGAUUUGCCAUGGUGGAGAGAAGGGGGGGGGUCAUGUUUGAGAUAGAAAGCCUGUUGGGCCAUUCAACUAUGUUGAAUUCUAGGCCUAAUUUUAUCUUCCUUGUUACGUAACUUUACCAUGACUUGUGUGCUUGGAGAGUUAAAAUGGGAGAGCUGUGUGUUUACUCCUGCAGAGACCUUUAGCGGUCUGAGGGAUUACUCUGGCCUAAGUUGUUUGAAAAAGGUUAGUUGCAUAGUGCCUCUCAUUUGAGAUAAGAAGAAAGCGUAUGUACUUCAGUAUCGUCAUGCUAAUCUUCUUAACUAUCAUUGCUUGAGAUUACAAAGGAAAGCAGCAAAAAUAAUGCAAUUUCAACUGCUGGUUGUGGAACCGUUCUUUAAUUACAUUUGCAACAUUAACUGUACAUUAUUUUGUAGUAUCUUACAAAGCAGGUGGAACUUCUGCGUCAAAUGAAUGAUCAACAUGCCAAAGUUUACGAACAGCUUGAUGUCACUGCCAGAGAACUGGAGGAUGCUAAUCAAAAGCUAGUUUUUGACAGUAGAGCCUCACAGCAAAAGAUAAUAAGGUAAUAUGCUCCUGUGGCACACUGUUUCCCUUCCUUAAUGUGCACCAUAUAUAUAAUAAUGCAUAUUUUACUCCAACGAUGUCUGUAUAAUUCAACUGUUGCUUGACCCUCCUGGAUUCUGCCUGGGCUGAGGUUGGGAAUAGGUACUGACUUUUCUCCCUGUGUCCUCCUAUAUCCCUCCCGCCACCACUUUCAUUAAGUUAACAGCUGAACUGAAAGAUUCCGUCCUUGUUUGAAUAUAGCUUCUUUCUAAUUUGCAAAAUGGAAUCCACUACAAAAGCAGAGUCUUUAUCUGGGUGAGGGAGACGUAUGUUAAAGUGACAUGGAGCCUUGGAGGUACUUGUUAGCUUUUCCUCCACAGGAUGGUGGUGGGAAAAGAAUGAACCCUGAUGCCUUCUCCCAAUCAUACUUUGGGUAUCAAGUAAUAGCCAAAAGACCGAGUUUCUGACUCCCAGAGUCAAUAUCCUGGAACACAAACAUCUCUCAAAGAAAACUGCAGUUUAAACAAUUGUUGAUGUGUCAAGCUUGACUUAUGCUGAUAAAUUUGUGUACUUCUGUGUGUGCAAUUUCCCCCCCAGCCUUACUGAGACUAUUGAAAGUCUUCAAGCACAUAUUGAUGAUCUCCAGAGACAAGUGGAAGAGUUGAAGAAUUCUGGGCAAGGGUACGCGAAUCGUGAACGGUGUGAGCAUCCAAGAUCUGUUCAUAGUUUUGCAUGUCUGAAGGAACUGUAUGACCUUCGCAAGUAAGUUUCAAGUUCAUUUUAAAAGCGGUCUUUUUCUGUGGAAUAGUUAUUUAAUGUUGUUCAGUUUUGGUAGAGAAGUAAAAAAAAAGUCAAGCAUAUUCUGAUUAGGAAAUGUGUCAAGUUUAGUGAUGGCAUAUGAUUAAGCAAAGAUUAUUGAAGGCCUGUCCUCAUCAGCUCUUAAGUGAACCUGUCAUAUAUAGACACGUGUGUAUAUUUUUCUGACCUUUUGAUGCUCUGGAUGACUUUGGGCUGAUUUCUGCACUUUAGUUGAAAACGAUGUUGGGAAUUUUUGUAAAGGAAGAUCCUGGGAAAUCUAGGUCUCUUUCAUUAGCCCUUCAAAGGUCUCUAAAUCAGCCUAUUUCCUGUUCUCAUCAGGCCAACUAGUGACAGACCUUUUUCUUUAAGGUCAACCAUUAAGGUGUUUGCCUUAUGUCAGAACUGGUAUUGUAUCCUUACAAACAGUAUGGCUUUCAGAAGGUUGGUAGAGAGUCAUAGGGAUGGAGACUUGAUGGUGACUGUUACAAGUUGUUGAUAUAGAUGUGCGUUCUCUGAAUUUCAGGCCAGUGGAAACCGUAAAAUUGUCCAACCCAGAUCCUCUUUCUGAAGAAAAUUAUCUAAGUUGUUGAUUUAACUCUACAAUGCUUACCUAGGUAUUUCUAGCCUUUUACAAAGGCAAGGUACAAUCUCUAGUUUUUGUAGAGACCUAAUACAGGCAGCUCUUUCACUUUAGGGUUCAUGUCUAGAAACUGGCACACACUGCUGUGCUUUAUUCAUCCAUGAUAAUAAAGUUACCCUUUGUAUACAAAAAAGCGAGUUAUUGGGAAGAGCAAACUAAUGCUUUUCAUUGGCUCUUGUUGUUUGUGUCUAGGUAUUUUGUUUAUGACCAUGUUUUUGCGGAAAAAAUUACUUCUGUGGAUAGCCAACUGAGUCCUCUGGAGGAAGAAAACCAGAGGUUAAAAAAGGCAAUGACUCUUUUGCAAGCACAGCUCAGCAUGGAAAAAGAGAAGAGGAUGACGAUGGAGGAAGAGUACAAUCUCAUGCUGAAGGAGAACUGUGAUCUUGAGCAGAGGUUGGUGGAUGUUGAUCUAUACCGAGCCAGAGCUGAAGAGCUUGAGUUUGAAGUGGCUGAAAUGAAGCAGAUAUUUCAGUCUGAAAGCAGCUUUGCUAAUGGGGUGGAAAAGCUUGUUCCAGAGUCUUUUUUUAUUUCCUUCAAAGAUUCUUUAGAGAGAGAUCUGAGUCAGAGCCCUUCAGAUUGGAGCUCUUCUGAUGGGGUUCUUUUAACUGUCCCAGAACCCGACAGAAGGGCACUCAAAAGAAGCACCAGCGAGACCUUCCUUGGCAGUGUUGCAGGUGGGGAUCUUCUAAUAAAGGGCCAUGAAGAAACCUGUAUCCGGCGGGCAGAAGCUGUAAAGCAAAGGGGCAUCUCUCUGCUUAAUGAGGUUGAUGCACAGUAUAACGCUUUGAAGGUCAAGUAUGAAGACCUCCUGAAGAAGUGUCAACUAGAUGAGGAGUCAUUGAAACAUAAAGCUGUACAAACUUCUAAACAGUAUUCCAAAGAUGUCAGAGUGGGGAAUAAAUCCUUGGACACGUGUGUUGGAGAAGCUGAACCCACAAAUGCUGACCCAGCCCCAGCCAGCUUGCCUUCAAACCCUCCACCCGAAUACAAGCUUCUCUUUAAGGAAAUCUUUAGUUGUAUCAAGAAAACCAAACAGGAAAUAGAUGAACACCGAGCAAAGUAUAAAUCCUUUCCUUCUCAGCCUUAACAAACUUUCUGUACAUCACUACUACCUUAGAAAACCGUUGUUCUUGAAGUAGCUGUCUGAAUGUUUCACUUGAGACAUUGCUGCAUGUCUGUUCUGCUAGGGUAUAUGUAGGUUGACUUUUUGAACUUGUAGGAUGGGUUGGGUCCACUUGAUUUGGGUGUGUGUGUGUUUGACACAGUUGUUGCCACUGAUUUGCUCAGGACAUUGCAGAUUAUGCUAAAUUGGCAAAUGAAACAGUUACGUGACUCUGCUAACUGCACCUAAUGCCUGGUAAUAAAAGUUGUAUUUUGGAGAAUUGGAAACCACCCAGUGACUGCAUGUAAAGAGUUGUCACUUAUGGAGGUCUAGUUUUUGGAUUCUUUCUGCGGUCGAGUUGGAAAGUUGAAAUUCUUCUGUAGUGUUGUGUUUAUCUUCAACAAUGGCAAUUCGGCUAUUAAACAUGGUAUGAAAUUAAAUUGCAAGUCUGGUACAUUUUUAAAAGGCAACCUCCUUGCAUUUAAUAUUUGACUCCGAAUAUUUUUUUGUUUUUGUCAGACCUGUGAUUUAAAGUAAUAAAUUUAACAAGAAACGUCCAUGCAGAGAUCAAACACUGGUUUAAUUUGCUUGAGCAGGUGGACAUUGGUUCUUCUGGAAAUAAAGUACAGCUGCUGUCUUCAGAAGAAAUUGUUGCUAUAGGAAUGAUUGGAACAGAGAAGUGGCCAUUGCUGAGUGUGCUACUUUUGGGUAACAAGUGUUCUGUAUGUAUCCGUUCUAUGUGUAUGCUAGUUCAAAUUGCUCCUGGAAGCAAGCAUCUAGUUGGGAGUUUUGGAAGCUUUCAUCCCCUGAAAAGAUGAGCUGAGAUUGCUUCCACUGUUCUGUGUAAUAUGGGCAGUUUUUUUCACUGAACAUCUUAAAUAGGUCCGGCUAGUCCAGGCUUCCUCAACCUUGGCCCUCCAGACGUUUUUGGCCUACAACUCCCAUGAUCCCUAGCUGGCAUGGUCAGGGAUGAUGGGAAUUGUAGUCUCAAAACUUCUGGAGGGCUGAGGUUGAGGAAGCCUGGGCUAUUCUAUUGGCAGGAUUUCUCACUGCAUAAACAUUAAGUACUUUGAACUAAACAAGGCUUGAGCUGAAUGCUUACUUUAUGAGGUAAAGUGAUUAUAAUGUCACAUCAAAGGAAAAAUGCCAGAGAAUUCUUCAUGCAGGACCUUGAUUUCACAUGAAUUGGCAGCUUAAGCUUCUCUUCCUGGAUCUUUCACCCCUAUUACAUAUCUAGUUUAAGACUAAAUUGGUAAGAUUUUGAACAUUAAUGCUUUGAAUAUCAGAUGGGCCCCAUCAUAGCUGCCUGAACCAGUGACCAUGCCUCUUAUGCAUGGAGUUGUCAUUGGAGUAGCAAACGUUCUGUAUGUAAAAGGGACUACGGUGUGAUGGGGGGGUAUUUUUGAGGUAUAUUUUAUGUAUAGAGUGUUGUCUUAUAGCAGAAGGUUAUGGGUUCAACACACUAUUCUGCUGCUAAUAAUGGCAUUUGUUGCCAAGACCACAUGCAUGUAAUUGUGCACUUGUCUUAAGAAUAUUGUAUUUAACAUGGAGGAUGGCUUCAUGUAGCCUAGAAAACCUUGAACAAGCUGUAAAAGGAAUAGGUAGGUGUUACUAUGCAUAUUUUCUAGGCUGUACAAAACUAUUCCCAAAAGAAUCUUCUGCGUUUACAAGUUGAACUUGAAAGCAAAUCUUAUUGCAGUGCUUUUCUAUUACUGAGCACAUAGCUCUAAGAACAGACCUCUGUUCCCUAAAGUUGCUCUCAAAUACACAAAGAUGAUAAGUAACAGAGCUGAGGAUUUAGAAGGGUUUACCAGUACUGCAUAAGAUGACAAGGUACUGUACCUGUCAACAGUAGUGUUGUGAUUACAUUACUAGUUAAACUGAACAUGUGCGGCUUAAGGGAUAUCGCAGCUUUAACUUGGUUGCUGCUAUUGCAAACAUCUCUGCCUUAUGUACAAUGUAAAAUGGGAAUGGCUUCUUGUUCUUGAAUUACAUGUUUUUCCUGGAUAUGGACACACUCCACCAAACUGUAUUUAAGCUUAUUUAAAGACUUGUAAGCUAUUCUGAAUAUUGGUUUGUUUUUUUUAAUCCCAUCACAAAUAAAUCCCUUCAACAAACAAGCUUCUGAAGUUUGUGUGUGCAUGUCUGUGUUUAAGUGAGAUUUGCCAGUUGAUUACUAACUAGGUGCUUGGAAUCAUGUAGAAAAACCACUUAAUGCUUUUUUCAAUACCUUUAGAACUAUGGGGGUAGUUAAGGGGAAGGAUAUUCUGGGCAGCCUCAGUCUAUCACUGGUAUACUUGGUAUUGCUGCUGUAUUAAGCAAAUGUCUGUUUAAAAGAAUAAAGUCUCUCCAUCUGCAUUGACUUCAGAACAGUCCAGCUCAUGCGCCUAAAUGUUUUUUUGGAGGUUGAUGAGCUGUGUUAUCAUUGAUCAUUAAAAUCACAACUACAGAGUGCACCUUUUGUAUGAAAGAUGACUAGCAACGACCCUAUACAUUUAAAAUGAAAUACAUAGCUGCUAACAAGCCCACUUGUUCUGGAAUAAAUCUCGACAGAUUUCCCAACUAGCAGCAGAGAAAACCCUUACAUUUAGCUACACUUGCAGUUUAUUACAGCAUUUCAU
Podarcis lilfordi (Lilford's wall lizard) is the source of this 14951-nucleotide messenger RNA. NCBI's taxonomy places the organism in Eukaryota, Metazoa, Chordata, Lepidosauria, Squamata, Lacertidae. The record is from the annotation of a GenBank genome assembly.